Lolium perenne is the source of this 1237-nucleotide messenger RNA. RefSeq lists its product as uncharacterized. Lineage: Eukaryota; Viridiplantae; Streptophyta; Magnoliopsida; Poales; Poaceae. The record is from RefSeq and is a predicted model, not a curated record. Gene Ontology annotation, biological process: endoplasmic reticulum to Golgi vesicle-mediated transport.
GUGUGGGGGGUGGACCAUCCAGAAAUCUGAGAAAAUAUUUGGUUACUCGUAAUCUCCGGCCCAGUUUUGACCAAACGAGCGACGAGCGUGUUAUGACUGGAGCGCGUGAGCGGCCGAGCAACCGAGCGAGUCGGCGAGGGAAGAUGCUCCUUGCGCCCUCCACCCCGAAAUCGCGGCUGGCCCGGCUCGGCCCUCCACCCCCAACUCGCCGGCAGCAGCUCCUCUCCGUCUCUCCCAGCCGAUGGCCUCCUCUCCUCUAAUCUCGCCAGAUACGGCGCUCGGCCCUCCCCUGUCUCGGCCCUCGGCCUCCAACUCGCCGGCAGCAGCUCCUCUCCGUCUCCCCCGGCCGCUGGCCUCCUCUGCUCUAAUCUCGUCAGAUACGACGCUCGGCCGGCCACCAGUCGCCGCCGCAGGCCAGCAACACUCCGCUCAUCACUGUCAUCUUAUCUUGCAAAUUGUUGUGAGAGUGAAACUAGUCAGUGUUAGUGGAAAUGGCAAGUACAGCAUGCUUCGUGAUUGUAAGUAAGAAUGACAUCCCAAUCUACGAGGCGGAAGUUGGAUCCACACCCAGAAAAGAAGAGCUAGCUUAUCACCAUCAGUUCAUCCUACAUGCUGCGCUGUAUGUUGUUCAGGACCUAGCAUGCACCACAAAUGCAAUGUUCCUGAGAUCAGUUGAUAGAUAUAAUGACCUUGUGGUCUCUGUUUAUGUAACUGCCGGUCAUACUAGAUUCAUGUUGCUUCACGAUUCAUGUAGCGAGGGUGGAAUAAAAGGCUUUUUUCAAGAGGUUCAUGAACUUUACAUAAAGAUAUUCCUCAACCCCCUCUACUUGCCUGGCUCUCGCAUCGCGUCCUCUCAUUUCGAUACCAAGGUCAGGGCUCUUGCAAGGAAGUAUCUGUAGCGUGCUCUGCUCGGUCAUGGAGCUUCACCAUCAUGCUGCAGAAUCAGGACGGCAAAAACACCCCACUUGGGUUCAGCCUGUUUCGUUUCCUGUCUGUCACACAUAUGCUAUGCAGGUGGCAUAAGUUAGAGCAUACCCAUUUUUCGCUCGCUUGGACUACUAUGUCUGCCUGUAAUGCCUGUAAUGCCACUGGAUCAUGUGUUGGGAGAUUUUACUCCUAGCUGUGUGUCCGAAAGUGGAGAUAUUCGACUUAAAUGGACCGUGCUGUCCUGUACUAGAACUGCAAAUCUGUGCAAUCUCCGUAUUGAUAGCAUGAAAGCAUCCUACAUGGCAGAAAA